AUGAAAGUUUUUUAUUCUGAAAUUUGCUUAAAGCAUACACCAAAAUAUGAAAUAACGUAUGGCCAUUCAAUAGUUCAUCCUGAUACUUGGAAAGCUACCUAUGAAUCAGCUCAAGUCUGUAUUAGUGGUGCUAUUGAACUUAAAAAAUUGGCAUAUGAAUCAGAUCAAUCAUCAAUUGGUAUAUUUUGUUUAUGUAGACCACCUGGACAUCAUGCAAAUCAGAAUUUAUGUGGUGGAUAUUGUUUUCUUAAUAAUGUUGCAAUUGUUACCAACAUUUUAAUUGAUAAAGAAAAAAAUUUGAAAAAAGUUGUAAUUUUAGAUAUUGAUUAUCAUCAUGGUAAUGGAACUCAAGAUAUUUUUUAUUCAGAUUCAAAUCCCUUAUAUGUUUCAUUUCAUGCAGAAAAUGAUUAUCCAUGGUAUACAGGUGAUGAGUCAGAGAUUGGAAUUGGUGAAGGUGAAAGUUACAAUAUCAACGUUCCUCUAUCAAAAAAUACUGAUGAUCAACAGUAUUUAGAACAAUUAAAAAAUAUUAUAAAUAAUAAAAUUAUUCCUUACAAUGCAAAUUAUCUUGCUGUUUCGUUAGGAGUUGACACAUACAAAGAUGAUCCAAUUGGAGGGUUAAACCUUACUUCUGAAUGUUAUCUUGAAAUUGGCAAACUUAUUAAAUCAAUAAAUUUGCCAACUUUAUUUGUAUUGGAAGGUGGAUAUCAUCUAGAAACCAUAGGAAUUAAUCAUACACCAAAAUAUGAAAUAACGUAUGGCCAUUCAAUAGUUCAUCCUGAAAGUCCGUCUCGUCUUACGAUCAUCAAGUCACAUUUAAUUAAGUUAAAAGAACAAAACAACAACAACAGUCAUGAUUUUGAGAUUUUAUCACCUCAAGAUUAUGGACUUGAUCCAAUUCUAAGUGUUCAUGAUAAAGAUUAUGUGGAUUUUCUUCAAAAUUCUUAUUAUGAAUGGUGUGAAGAAGGUGGUAAUAAAGAUGGAGUGGUACCUGAUACCUUUGCGCAUUUUGGAAUGAAAACUUCAUUUAAUAAGAAGAAAAUUACUUCUACAUUGGCUAAAGCUGGAUUGUAUUGUUUUGAUACUACUUAUACUUGGAAAGCUACCUAUGAAUCAGCUCAAGUCUGUAUUAGUGGUGCUAUUGAACUUAAAAAAUUGGCAUAUGAAUCAGAUCAAUCAUCAAUUGGUAUAUUUUGUUUAUGUAGACCACCUGGACAUCAUGCAAAUCAGAAUUUAUGUGGUGGAUAUUGUUUUCUUAAUAAUGUUGCAAUUGUUACCAACAUUUUAAUUGAUAAAGAAAAAAAUUUGAAAAAAGUUGUAAUUUUAGAUAUUGAUUAUCAUCAUGGUAAUGGAACUCAAGAUAUUUUUUAUUCAGAUUCAAAUCCCUUAUAUGUUUCAUUUCAUGCAGAAAAUGAUUAUCCAUGGUAUACAGGUGAUGAGUCAGAGAUUGGAAUUGGUGAAGGUGAAAGUUACAAUAUCAACGUUCCUCUAUCAAAAAAUACUGAUGAUCAACAGUAUUUAGAACAAUUAAAAAAUAUUAUAAAUAAUAAAAUUAUUCCUUACAAUGCAAAUUAUCUUGCUGUUUCGUUAGGAGUUGACACAUACAAAGAUGAUCCAAUUGGAGGGUUAAACCUUACUUCUGAAUGUUAUCUUGAAAUUGGCAAACUUAUUAAAUCAAUAAAUUUGCCAACUUUAUUUGUAUUGGAAGCUACUAAAUUGUUGAAUCCUUCUUAUAAAAAUAAUUCAUUUCCUUGGAGAUUCGGUGAGAAUGAAGGGCUAGAUUUAAUGGAUAUGACUAGAAAAGGAACAGUUUAUAAUCGUGACCUAAAUAGCCUUAUCUUUAAUCAUUGGAUGAUGAGAUUUAUGACUGAUUUUACAUUUAUAAUGAUAACAAAUCAUAAUGUUUAUGCAUUAACAAAUUAUUAUGCAACAUUUCAGAAUAUUAAAGAUGGUUUGCCUGAUAAAAAAAUUCUAAAAGAAUCGGAGAAAUUGGUUGAAUCUAUUAGAGCGCAUUUCAUGGCAUCAGCAUAUUUUAAGGAUACAUCAAAAUAUUCAAGAUAUCUAUUGCCUGGAAAUAGACUUAAAUCUAAAAGAUUGCUUGAUCAAGUUAAUUGGUUAAAUACUAAAGUAAUAGAAAUGAUCAAUCAAAGAAAACAAUUAAUAAAAGAAUCAAACAAUGAGCUAUUAUCUUCUGAUAUGUUGACUAUGCUAUUAACUUUGAAAGGAGAUUCUGAAAAAGUUCGUGCAAAUAUCUAUGAAAUAUUAGGUGGAGCCAUUGACACCGAAUAUCAACACCAAGUUCUUGGUUUCGUCAUAUGCUUGAAUCCUGUCUUGGCAUAG
Messenger RNA from Entrophospora sp. SA101, 2340 nucleotides. The record is from the annotation of a GenBank genome assembly. NCBI's taxonomy places the organism in Eukaryota, Fungi, Glomeromycota, Glomeromycetes, Entrophosporales, Entrophosporaceae.